AUGUUGGAUAUGAUCAAUGGGCGUUUGAUCAUUACCGAAAAGCUUUAUAUUUACAUGAAAAAGAAUGAUUAUGCAAAUGCAAUGCGACUAUUUAUGAAAGGUGCUAAUAUAAAUCCAAAGGUACCUAAAGAAUAUUCAAUGAACCACGAAGGCGUUGCAAAAUGGUAUUUUGAUGUGGGCCGUGCUUUCAUCUACAGUCAACCUGAGAAGGCGGUACAAUUGUUUGAAAAAUCUUUAGAGAUUCGAGAGAGAAUCUUUGACAACGAUAAUAUCAACGUCGCUUUGAGUCAUGAUAAUAUUGGUUAUACUCUUGGCAUAAACCACUUAGACUUUGAUAGAUCUAUCGAUCAUUUAGCAAAAGGAAAGCAAAUCUUCGAAAGCAUGGAACUUAUUCAAUUAUCAGCUAACUCACAUGAUAACUAUGGUAUUCGUCUGCAUUUGAUUGUUUGUGAAGAUUGCCUUAGUCAUUGGUAUUAUCAAAAACAAAAUUAUCAACGAGUAUUUGAUUAUUCCAUGGAUGCACUUCGAAUUUAUCGAUUCGAUCAGGACAAACGUACGACCGAAAUUAUUGGCAGGUUAUCAGUUAAUCAAAUGAAUGUGGAGCAUGUGGAUGAAGACACGAAUCGCGAUGACCAAUAUGUAGAAGAAGGUAUAAAUCCUAAUGAUCGUCGUGUGGAUUAA
Molecule: messenger RNA, 681 nt
Organism: Adineta ricciae
Lineage: Eukaryota; Metazoa; Rotifera; Eurotatoria; Adinetida; Adinetidae
Source: the annotation of a GenBank genome assembly